CCAUCACCAACUUCCACGACUUCAUUCUUUCAGUCCACGAUUCUCGACUGAGAGCCCGACAAAAUGAAGUUGAACAUCUCUUACCCGGCUAACGGUAGCCAAAAGCUCAUCGACAUUGAAGAUGAGCGCAAGCUCCGCAUCUUCAUGGAGAAGCGCAUGGGCCAGGAGGUCCCCGCCGACUCCCUUGGUGAUGAGUGGAAGGGCUACAUCUUCCGCAUCACCGGCGGUAACGACAAGCAGGGCUUCCCCAUGAAGCAGGGUGUCAUGCACCCUACCCGUGUCCGCCUCCUCCUCUCCGACGGCCACUCCUGCUACCGCCCCCGCCGCACUGGCGAGCGCAAGCGCAAGUCCGUCCGCGGCUGCAUCGUCGCUAUGGACCUGUCCGUCCUCGCUCUUGCUAUCGUCAAGCAGGGCGAGCAGGACAUCCCUGGCCUCACCGACGUCGUCCACCCCAAGCGCCUCGGUCCCAAGCGCGCCACCAAGAUCCGCAAGUUCUUCGGCCUCACCAAGGAGGACGAUGUCCGCAAGUACGUGAUCCGCCGCGAGGUCCAGCCCAAGAAGGAGGGCGCCAAGCCAUACACCAAGGCCCCCAAGAUCCAGCGCCUGGUCACCCCCCAGCGCCUGCAGCACAAGCGCCACCGCAUCGCACUCAAGCGCCGCCAGGCCGAGAAGGUCAAGGACGAGGCCAACGAGUACGCCCAGAUCCUCGCCAAGCGUGUUGCCGAGGCCAAGGCCACCAAGGCCGAUGCCCGCAAGCGCCGCGCUUCUUCCAUGCACAAGGCUUAGGUGUUUGGCGCUCGGAAACGGGUACGUCUCUUGUGAUUCGGAUACGGUUUAGGGAUAUGAUGGCUGGUUCGGCAAACAAAAAGUGGGAGAGUUAUCUCUUGGCUUGAUAUGGACGAAGACUCCAAAACAGAUGCUACACAAUGAUCGAUACCUCCAUAUAUGAAAGGCGUUUUGGGACAAGUGAUCAAUUACUGCUCCACAAACUGGAGUGUUGCAAGUCUUGAUUCUUGUGCCUGCUCUACGCGGCGUAUAGCGCUUUUUAUCUUGACAACAACUCAAUGUUCACUGUCCG
Cryphonectria parasitica EP155 is the source of this 1078-nucleotide messenger RNA. Its product is annotated as ribosomal protein S6e. NCBI's taxonomy places the organism in Eukaryota, Fungi, Ascomycota, Sordariomycetes, Diaporthales, Cryphonectriaceae. The record is from RefSeq and is a predicted model, not a curated record. Gene Ontology annotation, biological process: translation. The transcript has 5 exons. Gene Ontology annotation, molecular function: structural constituent of ribosome. The coding region runs from base 64 to 786 and encodes 240 amino acids. Gene Ontology annotation, cellular component: ribosome.